This is a messenger RNA of Pelobates cultripes (western spadefoot toad), 9318 nucleotides long. Lineage: Eukaryota; Metazoa; Chordata; Amphibia; Anura; Pelobatidae. The record is from the annotation of a GenBank genome assembly.
AUGGCGGCCCCGGUGGUGGGUCGGGCUGGGGGACGUGAGGGGGCGGAGACCGGGUCUCGGGUGCGCCCGGCGCAGCUAAAGCUGUGGUCGCACAAUGCCAGGGGCCUUAAUAUCCCGGAGAAACGCUCCCAGUUGCUGCGUCAGCUCUGGGCGGAGAGGGUGUCCGUGGCGUUCCUGCAGGAGACGCACUUCGUGAGUGGGGCCCACCCCAAGCUCGGAAACAACCGAUUUCCACAAGGAUACUAUGCAUGUCACCCAGACGCCAAGAAGACGGGCGUCGCAAUCCUUUUCUCACAUUUGAUCCCGUACCAACACAAAGAAUUACUCACAGACCCAGGCGGGAGAUACCUAUUCCUCAAGGGUACCAUAGCGGACCACGCCUACACGUUCGCCUGUGUCUAUAGCCCGAACCGAGCACAACACACCUUCCUAGCCAAAACGUUAGCGAAACUAGAACGAUUUAGGGAGGGAUUUGUGGUUCUGGCGGGUGACCUGAAUCUGCUGUUGGACCCGCGGGUGGAUUCCUCGAAGGGCUCUAGCGCCAUACCCACACACUGUCUUCACAAGGCCAGACGGGCCCUUAACUCGGUAGGGUUGGUCGACAGCUGGAGGGUUACCCACCCUGAAGAGAGGGAUUAUACCUAUUAUUCCCCUACACAUAAGCAGUAUAGCCGUAUUGACUACAUCUUUCUGCCCCAGGAAUUCCUGACACAACUCCAGGGCGCCGCAAUAGGGACCACGUGCCACCUGGACCAUGCCCCGGUCACGGUGCAGAUGCGCUCGCCUCUAUUCAAACCAGCAGACCGUCAAUGGAGGCUCAAUGAGACGUUACUGUCGGACCUCGAGGCGCGCUCCACAGCCCAACAACUCCUUACCCAAUAUUUUGCAGACAAUGAUUCCCCGGAUGUGGCACCACUAAUGGUAUGGGAGGCGCACAAAUGUGUUUUGAGGGGACACUUUAUCUCCAUAGGUACCAAGCGUAAGAAGGAGAAAGCGCACCGUAUAGCAGAACUCCUGAAGACGGUAGCAACGCUGGAGAACACGCACAAACAGACUGUAGACGAUGACACAUACCUCCAAUUGACGAAUGCACGGAAGGCACUCCGGGACCACCUCUCCCAGGGACACUUACUCACCCUAAGGAAGUCGGCCCGGUUUUUUUACGAGUACUCUAAUAAGUGCGGCAAACUCUUGGCCAGAAUGAUCCGGAAACAGAGGAGAUCAUCUCACAUUCAUAAGAUAUGUACCCGAGAGGGUAGGAUCCACAGCAUGCCUACUGGAAUCAUGGGAGCCUUUCGGGCCUACUAGACGGACCUCUACAACUCACGGACAGGUACCCGAGAAGCCUCAGAACAGCACAGGCGGAGGGGAAUCGCCGAAUAUCUAGAUACCAACGUAACCCGCAGACUGUCACCGGAGCUUGCCGAAGAAAUGGAGUGCCCCCUGACGCUGGAGGAGCUCAACGCAGCCUUGAAACGGUCCAAACCACAUAGGGCCCCAGGACCAGAUGGCUUUCCGCUCGCCUAUCUCCGAACGUUCCAGGACACGCUCCUACCGCGCCUUUUGAUGGGUCUGAACUCCUUACGGGACACGGGGAGCUUCCCCGCGGACUCCCUAGCGGCUACAAUCACGGUCAUCCCCAAAGAAGGCAAGGACCCCGCUAAUUGUGCGAGUUAUCGGCCUAUCUCGCUAUUAAACGCGGACUUGAAGCUUUUCACUAAGGCCCUAUCCAUGAGGCUAAUGAGAAUCAUGCCGGAUCUUAUCCACCCGGACCAGGUGGGCUUCAUUCCGGGCAGGGAGGCGAGGGACGACACCAUAAGAGCGCUUAACAUUAUACACGUGGCUGGUAAGACCCAGAAAACUACGGUCCUCCUAUCAACUGACGCCGAAAAGGCGUUUGACCGGGUCGACUGGGUCUUUUUGGCUGAGACGCUGCGACACAUGGGCUUCGGGCCCUACAUGCGCGGUUGGGUUUCAGCCCUAUACACCACACCAACAGCAAGGAUACGCGUCAACGGGGCCCUGACAGAAGCCUUUUCCAUCGGCAAUGGGACCCGGCAGGGCUGCCCCCUGUCCCCCCCCCCUGUUUGCCCUCACCCUGGAACCGUUCCUGGAGGCGGUCAGACGGGAUGGGGGAAUAACGGGGGUUAGGAUAGGGAGCGAAGAACACAGGGUGGCAGCCUACGCGGACGACAUGCUCUUCUUCCUGGAGCAGCCCGUGGUCUCCAUACCAAACUUAUUACAAGCGUUUGCCGCGUAUGGUAAAGUGUCCAACCUAAAACUGAAUCUUGAUAAGUCGGAAGCCAUGCUGAUAACACGCGAGAGGGACCUUGCCGACCACCUCCGCUCCCAAUUUCCCUUUGCCUGGCGGGAAACAAAAGUCCGCUACCUGGGCACCUGGCUGCCGAAGGACCUCUCACUCCUGUACCAACUCAACUUCCUUCCUAUGCUCACAACUAUACAACAGGACCUGGCACGAUGGUCAGGACUGUAUCUCACAUGGUUCGGUCGCAUUAGCGCAAUCAAGAUGAAUAUACUUCCGAGACUGCUUUAUCUGUUUGCAACCCUGCCCACGCAGAUCCCACAGGAAUUCUUUCGGUUGGCAACCACGGUCAUACGCAAGUUUGUAUGGAACCAGAGACAGACGCGUAUCCGCCGGGCGACCCUAGAGCGCCCCAAGAUGGAAGGAGGAGUGGGGUUGCCAUCUUUACUCAUGUAUUAUCAAGCCGCGCACCUGCACAGGAUAAUCGAUUGUCACGCCCUCCCGGGACCAAAACGAUGGGUGACCCUGGAGAAGGAACAAACGCGAGGAGGCAUCCCAUCCAGACUCUGGCUGGGGAGUGCCACCUAUAGGGACCUUCAGACUACUAAUCCUAUCAUAGACGCCACACUGAGAGUCUGGUGUAAGCUGCGCUACGCCCGGCAGCUGACGACUUCCCCGAACCCCUUGACUCCCAUCACGUUUAAUCCAGACCUGGCAGGAGGAUUAUAUCCGGCGGCUCUUACACGCUUCCAAGCCUCGGACUGGAACUAUCUACAUCAAUGGAGCGAGGGUGGCAAGAUCAGAAGCUUACGGGACCUAAUGGGAGAUCGACUCCCCACGCCGUUGGACUCUUUCCAUUAUCACCAGAUAAAGGCAUAUCACGCCCACCUACCGGGGAAGGCCCAUAUACAUAGGCAGCUUACAGAGUUUGAACAACUAUGCACCGAUAGGAAACAUAUCGAACACGGUGUUUCCCGUAUGUAUAGGUCCCUCAUGCGGACGGCAGAUUCGGGUCCCUUGGGCUUCACCGGUAGAUGGGAACAAGAGACUGGAACCCAGUUGACGGAUCUAAAAUGGGAAAAAAAAAAAUCUUUCUGCUGACCCAUAAGUGCUCGAUUAGUUCCAAAUUUCAAGAAACUAGUUACAAACUUUUGACACGGUGGUACCGCACGCCUGAUACUCUUAGACACCUGACACAGGCGGACGUGGGGGAGUGUUGGCGAUGUGGGGUGGAACUAGGCUCAUACCUGCACAUUUGGUGGUCUUGCCCACACAUAGCUCCAUUUUGGCAGAUGAUUAAUAGUAAGAUCAGGGAGAUUACAGACACAGACCUCCCCUUCCAACCCUUGCAGAUGCUCCUGAACCAUACACCCACACCCCUGAGCAAAUACAAAAACUCGCUCACCAUACAAUUGCUCACCGCAGCCAAAACACUCAUACCCCUACACUGGAAGGCCCAGACAAUCCCCACAUAUAGACAGUGGGUGGAUAGAGUGGAAGCCAUCCACGAAAUGGAACUCAUGACGGCCUCCCUGCAGGAGCGCUCGGACAAGUGCGCCCUCAAAUGGUAUCCCUGGAGCUCCUACUUUGAGAAGGGUGCAGCAUGAGUAGCAGUAAGACCGAGGUCACACCGACUCAGGACGUAUUACACAGUAAGCCUAGUAGGACACCCAUAACCCUCGUCGGUCGCCAACACAACAUCUGACUCUUCCCGACAGAGAGAACUUGAGACCGCUCCAGACCAAUAGAUACAAAUAGGGUAAUAGGGUGACAAGACUAUAAGGUCGACAGCCCCUUACAUGAUACGGGAAGAACAGGAUAGGCACUUGUCGACACAGGCGGACAUCCGCCGGGAACACAGACGGGAGCCCUCCACCCCGAGGGUCCCACCAUUGGAGGUGGAGAUGCGGGUAACUAAACCAACACCAUCCUCCUGGACGAGACCCAUACCGAGUGAGGGGUCCCACAGAGUUAUACCCGUUUCCGAUAGGGUGUAGAGUGAGCCCCAUAGUCUUCACAGUGAGGUGAACUAAACCCCAGGAUGUAAGGCGAGAGGAAAGUUUGUAGCCCUAGAAUGGGUCCAUAUAACAUGGGCGAGUGGCCGGGUACAGGCCUCUAUACAAUGAACAACGCUACUCGAUGGGCGGAAAUUGUAGGUACGGUGUCUGCAAGCAAUGAUAGCAUAGAGCAUGUAAGCGUAGGACGGAUAGGGGAGGGGGUGGGAGGGCGGGGAUCAGACGGGAAGACCGCUGCAAGGGAAGGGAGGAAAAGGGACAAAUUGCCACACAACCGCUGUAAAGGGAAUGUUGACUUUUUUUUCAUAUUUCUCUGUUUCCUCACUGUAUAAUGCAUUUGAUUGGUAUCCUGUACAUGAUAUGUGAAACAAUAAUAAAAAGAGAAUGACAAAAAAAAACAAAAAAAAACCACUAACUCUGGCCAGCGUUUGUGACUAAGUGGCUACUACAAAAGGCUGGAAAUACCCCAUUUGGAAUACCUUGAGUUGUCUACAUUUGAAAAUGGUAUGCCAUGAUGGAGUUAUUUCACAUUCCUGGGCUACCAUAUGGCCUCAAAAGGUAACAAAGACCCAGCAAACCAAUCUGGCAAACUGAAUUGGGCAAGUCAUAUAUUAGGCAUAGGCAACCUUCGGCACUCCAGAUGUUUUGGACUACUCCUCCCAUGAUGCUUUGCCAGCAUUAUGGGUGUAAGAGCAUUAUGGAGGAUGUAGUCCACAACAUCUGGAGUGCCGAAGGUUGCCUAUGUCUGCCCUAUAUGGACCCUGUAACUUUCCAAAUCACCAUAAAACUUGUACAUGGUUGCUAUUGUUAUACUCAGCAGACUUCGCUGAACACAAAUAUGAGUUGUAACGGAUCACCUUCCGUUAAUGGAUGCUCCUAGUGCUUCCUGAGGACUCCAAACACUGCAGACACCACAACCACCGCAGACUCCACAACCGCCGUAGCUUAACUGGAGUCUCGCCUUCUUCCUUCCACCCUGUAUGAACCUCCAGCCUCCAGGACCGUGUGGGGAAGACCUCUCCUCCAAGGAGAACGUAACAGGAACAAGCUCUUAAAAGAGCUAAGUGAUUAAAGCUCAAGGGAGUAUGAAGAGCAUAGCAAUCCCUGUAGUGAUUAUAGCUGUCCCCUACAAACAUGAGUCAAGGCUACAAGUUAGAGGGUCAAGUCAUUCUGUUUAUUGACACCAAAAAAAGAACCUUAUUUUAUGCAAGUUUCCCUUAGAUAGGACCACCCACAGGGUUUUACAAAACAACCAAUCAUACACGUAGAUUACAGAAACACUCCCAGCAAUUACAUACAAAAAUCCUCCCCUUUGCCUGUGAUCUAAUUAUGGUACACAAUGGUUUAACAUAAUUAACACAGGCAGUAAAAAUACAGUUUUUAUACAUAUCCUGUAACUUUAAAACUACACAUCCAAUCUCCAUAAAAAUGACAUAUUUAGAAUCAGCACCCUUCAAAUAUAUACAUAACCAAUCAGCCAAAUCCAUCCAGGGGUUAAAAAGUUAGCUGGAGAUCCCUUUAUGACCAACCGCAAGCACAUUUUUGAGCUGAUAAAAAAACGACUAAGCCCCAUCACCGAAUGGGACUUAGUCUCUGCGGCUGAAAGUUCAGUAUGGGAGAAGGUAGGGCUCAGCGGUGUUCGCGGAAAUGUGUAGCCGAUUUUAGGUCCAUGAAUUUGGCUACACAUACCGCUGACCUCAUGCGAAUGAACAAAGAUGGCUGCCACCACGUGUUCGGCAGACGAACAAAGGCCACCCAGCAUUGUCAAUUAAGCUGCGGUUAACCGCAGCUUCUGGGAGGUAAAUUGCCGACACACUCCCAAUAUAGGUGGUCCGCCUGUGUGGUACUUGGUUCAGUAAGCCCCAUUUACUGAACCAAGUGGGAAAUAGCCAGGAACAAAGGGUUUUAACCAGGUCUGGGGACACUGGGGACACCGUCUUAAAGGGGCAGUGUCCCAAACAAGUCUGGGGGCAGUGUCCCAAUUUUCCCUAUGCCCCAAAAGGGUGCUUUAAAGGGCCAGCAUCAGUCCCAUAAAGAGUCCAUACGCCCCAAUAUGCCCACCGACUGUCUUAAAGGACCAGACACACCCAAUAAAAGUCCAUAAGUUUUCACAAUCUCCCAGGGGCCAUAGUCAUGCGGAAGGAGGCUGGCAAAUAGGCUUCUCCACAACCCAGGGAAGCAGGGCAAUUUGCCAUUUAAAUGGCCAGUUACUAAUAGCAGUUUGUAACAUGAGUGUUUACAACAGAAAAACUUAUCACGGCGAUGAAAUCACCAGCAAAAAUUCAGUUUUUGGAGGGUGGGGCCUGAGCUUCAUGGCGGCUGGACGCGUUUCAUGAGAGCUCCACAGUUAAAUGGAGAAAUAAGCGACAAUUAUAGCGUUCCAGCCAGCAAAAAGACAAACAAUGCAGCAUUCCUCGACCAGGAACUUACCAGGGUAUCCCGAUUCAUCCGCCUGUCUUCCAAGCUACACUCGCGUCAAGGGUACUGCCCGGGCCUGGAACAUGCGGCCUAGCAUGGAAGGCGGCCCCGUGAUCGGGAGAGGAGGCCGACCUCCCGAUACAGGAACCGCUCUAAGCAUUGAAUUUCCCGCCGCCCCGCACCCCCCAAACGUUUUAUUUACAUCGCUUCAUAUACUUAACGAGCCUGAAAAUACUCAUCUAUAUGUCAUACAGGAUAGAUAGGCCUAACACUAUUUCCUGCGUUUUAAUGCAUGUGCACAACUCUCGCACACUUGUUAUAACUCAAUGGCAAGCUAAUACCAUACUACUAGAAAACAGCUCUUACACGCUAUGUACCUGUUUUACUUAAAAAUACUAGCUUAACUCCACAUUUAUGACAUAUAGACCUAGCAUAAAGUAUAUGACAAGUACGCAAUUGCAUUCUCAUUAUCAUUUAUAUUGUUCCCUCCAACGUGAACUCAGUUAUUAAUCUUUGAAAUACACACUUGCGUCUGUAAACUCAUGUACUGAAUACUGAUAGAUAGAGAUAUAUAUAUAUAUAUAUACACACACACACACACACACACACCCCUUGUCACCGCUGUUGUGGCAUACCAAGGCUUUUUGUAAACCUUUGUGCACAACUGGAAAACUGGAAUGCACACCCUCCAAAUAAAGUAUUUUUUUAGCCCCCAGAGAACCUGACACCUGUACAUGGGUGGUAUCACUGUACUCAGGAGAUGUUGCUGAACACAUAUUGGGGUGUUCUUUGGAAGUAGCCCUUAAAGUUCUCAGUACAUGUAUUCUUAAAUUGCUAGGUGUGUCAAAAUAAAAAUCUUUUUUUUUUUUUUUGUAAUUUGGCAUAGAUUGGUGGUAAAAUGGUUGCACGAAAAGAGUCAAAAUACCCAAGGUGUAAUACCUUAGGUUGCCUGCUUUUAAAAAAUAUAUACAUAUGAAGGGUUAUUCAGGGAUUCCUGACAUAUCAGUGUUACAAUGUAACUUGCGUUUUGGUGACUAUAAAGCUUAAAGCUUGUGGAGAAGCAACUAACCCGAUGAUAAAUAUGCUGAAUCAGAUGAAAUUAAGAAAUACAUUACACACACCACAAUAAUCCUGUGUUAUAUAUAAAAGACUUCCAAUUCUGCAGGCUUGCUUGAGAGCUAUAGGUUAGCUCACAUAGGAGGUUGCUAGGACGCUGAAAGCAUCUAAUAUUUUACACUGUCAUUAGCUGCUCAUGUUUAUUAAAUUCCUACCACUUAACAAUAGGGACAUGUAUUUCCAGGCGCACAGCAAGCAGGGUUUUUAUUCCCACUCAGCCCUGCCACAGGCUAAUAUAGGGUUGAUCAAUAGGUGUUUGUCUUUCCCACCAGGAUAGGAUAGGCAGGUGUUGUAGAUUGGUGAUGGCCAGAGAAAUCUAUAUGUUGCACAGAGCGCUGGAACUAUGCUAGCAGUGAGGAAGUGCAAGAAGCAGUAGUAGCCACCAGCCAGUCCUCACACUCUGCAGAGCUGAAGUUCGCUGGCAUACAUCAUGACCCCAUCAGCCAAGACCGAGUGGAAAGGCAAUGUAUGGGUCAGUGUGUGCGUGUGUAUAUUAUACACACACACACACACACACACACACACACUAACCACAUUUAGGAUGGUUCUCCUGCUCGGUCACUCAACCAAUGCCAAAAAGUGAUUGCUAGGUUAGAGUACAGUCUUUAUUUUUAAACACUUAUUUCUAUUGAAAAAAAAAAAAAAAUUUAGUCUAACAGCAAAUACAUAUGCUAUUUUGUGUGCUUCAUUAAAGCAUAUUUAAUUAAACCCAUGAUAGUCCCACAUGCACACAUCAAAAUACAUAAAUUUAUUGAUUUCCAGCAGACAAAUUAUUUUUGGUAAAAGGGGCCAUAAAUAUAUUUAAAAGAAUAUCUACACAAGAAUUACAUUCACAACAUGCAUAUCCAAGAAUGGGUUCACUAGAAUAUGAAACCUGCUUAAAAGCCUCAAAAAUUCUAUAAUUUGAGGCUUUUAAGCAGGUUUCAUAUUCUAUAGUUCGACGCAAACACAAUAUCUAGCAAGGAUUAUAUCAUUUUGAUUCAAUAAAAUGACAAUGCAUAAAGAACGUCCUAAUGGGGGUGAUGGGAGAAGGUGAGCGAGAGGGGUCAAUAUAUGUCCAACAAAGCAACAUAUGUAAAAACGUUUUUUUAAUUAUUAUAAAAUUGUUUUUCAAUGGGAUUUUACCACACAUACGUAUUUCAGUGGUUACAAUUCAUGCUUUAAAACGCAUUAAACACAAGUGAUACGCGUAUAGACAUGUAACAGCAAUCUAGUCUACAGACGCCCAUUAUACAAACGUUCCAUGACUUCAUCUAACGGUUCUUUACUAAAGCCUGUUCUGCGUUGUCAAGAUUAAAUUAGCGCUUACCGCUGCAAUAUGUUUUCAAAAAACACAAAUUUACUCGUUGUUGCACUGCAGCCACCACCCUCGUAAUGAACACCUUCUGAAAAAGUAAGCAAAGCACAGAGUGCAAUGUUACGGCUCGAAGUCCAUCCAGUCCUGGGUACUACCAAGGCUGCCAGUUAACAUGUAAUAGACAUAUUCUCCAACCAAUAGCACGAAGC